AUGUCGAAUAAAGUACAUACUGAAGUAAUUAUUGAUGCUAGCAAAUUACCUUCUACAACAAAUUUUGAAACAUCCAAACAUUUACUUGAUUAUAAAAAAUUUAUUGAUUCAAAAAGUUUGUAUUAUUCUGGUCCAUUAAAUAAUGCAAAAGUUAAAAGUAUACAACCGAAAGUUGCUUAUCAAUGUAAAAUGAACAUCUUAAUGGAAGAACGAGAAUUGAUCUGGUCAAAAAAACCAAGUAAAAAACGACAAAAUCAUUGCAUACAACCCAUAUUUGAUAUCUGGUCAGACUAUCAAUUUCAAUUACCACUUUUAUCCGAUAAAAAACCCGAACAAAAACGAUCUUUAACUGAACAUGAUUAUACAACAAAUUGUGAAGCAUGUCAAGGACAAGGAUCUAUCAAUUGUACUAAUCAUCGUUGUAUAAAUGGUUCAGAAAAAUGUCUCUCAUGUACUCAAGGACGUAAAUCAGAUGGAACACAAUGUCCUUCUUGUAAAAAUGGAUUAGUUAAUUGUAAAACAUGUAAUGGUAAAGGUCGAUUACAAUGUACGAAAUGUGAAGGAUGUGGUGCAUUUUAUAAUUCUGCCGUAUUACAUGUUUCAUGGGAAACACGUACAUCAACAUGGUAUUAUCAAAAUUCAUUUUUACCUGAAGAAAAAAUAGCACAAGCUGAUAAAAUAUCUUUAUGGUCAAAAUCAGAAACACCGUGGACAAAAGAAUCAACUAUAGAAGAUUUUGUACAUACAAUUAAUGAUCAAAAUUCUAAUGUUCCAUUAAAAGCUAAUGUUAUUAAAGAUUAUAAAGAAAAACAUUUAAAUGAAACAAUAAAAUUAAAGAAUAAAAUGCGUCGAUUAAUUUGUGAUAUCGAACGUUUAGAUUUUGAAGAAAUUGAAUAUAUACUUGAAUCAAAAUAUUUAAAUAAACAUGAUCCUUCAAAAGGAAAUAAAUUUCGUUUUUGUCAAUAUAAAGAUGCACAAGGACAUGAUAUAAUAUAUGAAAAUGAUUAUCCAUUGAAUAGUUGCGGAUGUAUGGGAGGAUGUUGUGCAUGUUAUAACUGUUCUUGUACUAUUUUAUAA
Adineta steineri is the source of this 1077-nucleotide messenger RNA. NCBI's taxonomy places the organism in Eukaryota, Metazoa, Rotifera, Eurotatoria, Adinetida, Adinetidae. The record is from the annotation of a GenBank genome assembly.